This is a messenger RNA of Penicillium canescens, 303 nucleotides long. RefSeq lists its product as uncharacterized. The transcript has 2 exons. Bases 1 to 303 code for a protein of 100 amino acids. The record is from RefSeq and is a predicted model, not a curated record. NCBI's taxonomy places the organism in Eukaryota, Fungi, Ascomycota, Eurotiomycetes, Eurotiales, Aspergillaceae.
AUGACCUACUUACAACAGACCCAACUAACAGCCCUCCCAAAAACCACCCGCAUAAACUCCGCAGCAAGGUCUCAGCCAUCAUACUCCUCACACACCUCUUACAAAGAAGUCCUACGUGUCAGCGCCACCAAAACAAAAGGAAGUCCAGAAACCCUGAAUUUCCACAUGAUAGAACAGGCGCCGUUAUCGCAGGGAUACCGGGAUACCCUUUUACGAACACUACCUACACUGGGGUCGGGACCUCCGAGCUCCGUGCUCUGCAGUGCUCUGCAGGCUGUGGCUCUGCAUGCUUCUGAUAGCUAG